GAGAGAGGAAGCAGAGCAAAACAGAGGAUUCUCUCUCUCUCUCUCUCAGGCCUACUGAAAGAGGAGAGCAAUUUGGUGGGUUGAGAGACUGAGAGGUUUUGAAGAAGAGGAGAAACAGAGUACUUUUUCUUCCUUUUACUUUCUGCGGGUUGUUUGGUCUUUGUUUUGGGGUUUUGGGAUCUUGUAUUGAAAGAGGUUUUGGAUUUAUUAAGAGGGUGAUAUCUGAGUUUUGGGUAUUGCUUGGUUUGUAGAAUUGAGUUGUGGAAAAGUACGAAAAUUCAGGAAGUGUUAUUUUCAAUAUCAUUUGCAUAGCUUUUCGUGAGCUGUUUGGUGGGGGGGUUUUUUGGGUUUAAGAGGGCGAGAUCUGAAUUGGGUUUCUCUUUCCUUGUUGAAUUGGGUUAGGAAAGGAAGAAAAAGAGAGGAAUUUGGUGGGUUUUCUGCUAUUUUUCUUCUUUCUCAUUGCAUUGCCUUUUUGUUUGUUUGUUUAUUUGAGUUUAAGAAGGUGAGAUCUGAAGUGGGUUUCUCUGUUUCACACUUCAACUACCUUCUCUUUUCUUUUGGAAUGGUGUGGGGAUGGGUUUUGAGCGAGUAACUGACAGUCCAGCUCUCCCACAUUGCCUUGCGUAAUUCAGCAGCAAAAACUGCAGAAGAAAGAGAAAAAGAGGGAAAAAGGAAGAGAGAUUCGUGCUCUUUUCGCAAAGGAAUUCUCUUUAAAUCCAUUGCAGAUCUAGUGAGUUCUCCUUACUGCUUCCCCUGCUUUGAAUUCUCUCUGUUUCUCUUCGCUCCGACAGAGAAAUGGAUCGGAUUUCUUCCUCAACGCUACUGCCAGAAACAUUCCAAGGUACAAACGACGAUGUUACUCAGCAGAUUGGAUUGAUUUGGGAGCAGAUCAAAGCACCACUGAUCGUGCCGCUGCUUCGGAUUGCGGUAUUUGUGAGUUUGGCAAUGUCGGUAAUGCUGUUCAUCGAACGAGUCUACAUGGGCGUCGUCAUCAUUCUCGUGAAGCUCUUCUGCCGUAAGCCCGAGAAGCGUUACAACUGGGAGCCUAUACGAGACGAUGUCGAGCUCGGAAACUCUGCCUAUCCGAUGGUUCUUGUUCAAAUUCCCAUGUACAACGAGAAAGAGGUGUAUCAGCUCUCCAUUGGAGCUGCUUGUGGGCUUUCAUGGCCGUCGGAUCGUAUCAUAAUCCAAGUGCUUGAUGAUUCUACUGACCCAACUAUCAAGGAUUUGGUGGAGAUGGAAUGCCAGAGAUGGGCGAGCAAAGGCAUAAACAUAAAGUAUGAAAUAAGGGAUAACAGGACCGGGUACAAAGCGGGAGCACUGAAAGAAGGUAUGAAACGCAGCUACGUGAAGCACUGCGAUUACGUCGCUAUCUUCGACGCGGAUUUCCAACCCGAACCCGACUUCCUCUGGCGGACCAUCCCUUUCUUCCUCCACAACUCUAAGAUCGCUCUCGUCCAAGCCCGCUGGAAAUUCGUGAAUGCGGACGAGUGCCUGAUGACAAGGAUGCAGGAAAUGUCGCUGGACUACCAUUUCACGGUGGAGCAGGAAGUGGGCUCCUCCACCUACGCCUUCUUCGGCUUCAACGGGACUGCGGGCGUGUGGCGAAUCGCAGCCCUUAGUGAGGCUGGAGGAUGGAAGGACCGGACGACUGUUGAGGAUAUGGAUCUGGCCGUUCGUGCCAGCCUCAAGGGCUGGAAAUUCGUAUACCUGGGCCACCUCCAGGUGAAAAAUGAGCUUCCAAGUACUUUCAAGGCCUACCGAUAUCAACAGCACCGGUGGUCAUGCGGACCUGCUAACCUAUUCAGGAAAAUGGCAAUGGAGAUCAUAAGGAACAAGAAAGUAACUACAUGGAAGAAGGUUCAUGUGAUAUACAGCUUCUUUUUUGUACGAAAGAUCAUAGCCCACAUUGUCACCUUCUUUUUCUAUUGCAUGGUAAUUCCGGCGACUGUUUUGGUUCCUGAAGUCGAGAUUCCUAAGUGGGGGGCGGUUUAUAUCCCUUCCAUCAUUACCCUUCUCAAUGCCGUCGGAACUCCAAGGUCUCUCCAUCUACUUGUUUUUUGGAUCCUCUUUGAGAAUGUCAUGUCUCUUCAUCGCACAAAAGCAACCAUUAUCGGUCUGUUGGAAGCAGGGAGAGUGAACGAAUGGGUUGUUACUGAGAAGUUAGGAGAUGCUCUCAAGACCAAGCCAGCCAUCAAAGCAGCAAAGAAACCUCGAUUUAAGAUUGGCGACAGACUCAAUCUCCUUGAGCUCGGCUUCGGGGCCUUCCUCUUCUUCUGCGCAUGCUACGACCUCGCAUUUGGAAAGAACCAUUACUUCAUAUACCUCUAUCUCCAGGCCAUUGCGUUCUUUGUCAUGGGUUUCGGCUAUGUUGGCACGUUCGUUCCCAACGCUUGACGUUGGACCUCAUCCACACAAUGGCCGCCUCUUUGGUACCCAUUAGACAUCCCUAGUUUCUCUCCUCCUUGAUAUAUCUAUAUGGGUUUUUAGCAGAGUUCUUCUUCCAUGCUUCUUGCUGUGUUAGAUUGUGAAAGAAAGAAAGAAAGACCCAUCUCAUUCUUUUGUGCUUGAGAUAAGCAUUCUCAUGUCAUCACAAUGAAGAAUUUCUAGUGUGAAUACUCAGGGCCAUCAGUAUGAUAUGUACUUUAAACUGUUACAUGAAAAUGAAUGGAUCGUAUACAUAAGAAGAGAAGGAAAGAAGAACCAAGCAAGUAGACAUAGGAACAACCAGUAUUUGGGCUUUUGAUUAGUUCUGUAUAAAUCAUCUGUGGAUGGAUUGUAAUUGUGGGGAUUUUUGUAGUGAUUUUUUUUUCCUUGGGUAUUGUUUGAAAGGAAAUAAGAUGGCCUGGAGCGCAAAUUUGGCAUU
Magnolia sinica is the source of this 2866-nucleotide messenger RNA. Its product is annotated as glucomannan 4-beta-mannosyltransferase 9-like. Gene Ontology annotation, cellular component: Golgi apparatus. Bases 796 to 2397 code for a protein of 533 amino acids. Gene Ontology annotation, molecular function: mannan synthase activity. Lineage: Eukaryota; Viridiplantae; Streptophyta; Magnoliopsida; Magnoliales; Magnoliaceae. The record is from RefSeq and is a predicted model, not a curated record. The transcript has 9 exons.